GAUGUGAUGGGUCACGUGAUCGCGGGAUGCGCUCAAUCCGUAUGUUCUAGACAGCAGAUGUGACAGUGGGUCCAACAGAGCUCAGACAGAAGCCUCCUCCUCCCCACCCCACCCCCUCCUCCUCCUCCUCCUCCUCCUGCAGGAGCGCACCAUGAUCCAUCUCCACCGCUGCAGACCCGGCUGCGCCUGCACGUCUCCAAACUGUCACGGAAUAAAAAAACUCGUCAGUUCCUGAGUGGGGGAAGCAGAGCAGAGGACCAGUUUGUUGUUGCAUUAGAGGAGAAUACUCAGAGCUGCUGCUGGAUCUGUUUGGAAGGCUCUGUCUGUUCUGAUUUGAGGGGCUUCACCUGCAGGAGUCAAACCAUGCGCUCCUGGACUGCGCACCCCCGGUCCUGGUCCAUCCUUCCCCUCUUAUUUCUCCUCUUUCUGUCCACUGUUGUCUCCUCUUCCUCCCGCCCACAGUGGGUCCUCCAGCGUGUCCCUGUAGUCCUCCCACAGCAGACAGAGGUUCGACCAGCUCCACACUUCCUGUCUGAAGCCCGCCUGGAUGUCACCUCUCCUUGUGACCCUGAAUGCCACAUGAGGACCCCUCGCCCCAGCUACUGGGAUCUGCGGCGUCUUCUAGCCUAUGAAACGCUCCACUCUGACGGUAGACUCACUGAGACUGCCAUUGGGAUUUAUGGCUACAACCCAAACUCUGACACCACUCCGGUCUACUCAGUUGGUUCAUCUGGAAAGGCUCACGUCAGACGAAAGCGUCAGAUCUUUGGACAUGAUGGUCGCUUUAGUAUUGCAGGACAGGACUUCCUGCUUAAAUAUCCAUUCUCAGUGGCAGUCAAACUGUCCACUGGAUGCUCUGGCACCUUGGUUGGGGACCGUCAUGUUCUCACAGCUGCACAUUGUGUUCAUGAUGGUAAGAACUAUGUGAAAGGAGCCCAGAGGCUUCGAGUUGGGUUUUUAAAACCCAAGCAACGAGACACACAGUCUUCUUCCCUUUAUCUGUUCUCUAACAUCACCAACCAUGUUGAAGGAGGCCCUGGUCCUUAUGCACCACCAACAAACGACAGAAUGAAGUUCCAGUGGAUCAGGGCAAAGCGUACCCAUGUGCCCAAAGGAUGGAUUAAAGGCAAUGCCAAUGACAUUGGGAUGGACUAUGACUAUGCUCUGCUGGAACUCAAGAAACCCCACAAACGCCGCCACAUGAAGUUAGGAGUCAGUCCUCCAGCUCAAAGGCUGCCUGGUCGACGGGUCCAUUUCUCAGGAUUUGACAACGACCGGCCAGGCCAGCUGGUGUACCGGUUCUGCAGGGCUGGGGAGGAGACGUCAGACCUGCUGUACCAGCACUGUGAUGCUCAGCCCGGGGCCAGUGGGUCAGGAGUCUACGCCCGGAUGUGGGAUGGGCGGCGCCGGCGCUGGGAGAGAAAAGUAAUAGGUGUGUUUUCUGGGCAUCAGUGGGUGGAGCGACAGGGGGCGUCUCAGGAAUUUAAUGUAGCAGUCAGAAUCACACCGCUGAAAUAUGCCCAGAUCUGCUACUGGAUCAAAGGAAACUUUGUUGACUGCCGAGAGGGGUGAGCUAAAAGAGGACAUGAGCAUAAGGCUGUUACUUUGAAAUUGAGGGCCACUUCAAUAUUGUUAUUUUACUGGAGUAUUUUAGACCAGAAUCAACAGACUUCCUCACCUGAGCUUCCAGCACUGACAUAAUAACCUUCAAACAGCUGCUGACUGUCCCCAUUCACAGACACCAGACCCAUCUGAACAUAAACAACCUGGAACAAACAAAGUUUUGCAUCCUCACAUAAAAUUUCAUAAUAAACAUCAGUCACGUGCAUACCAACAGGACAUUACAACAUUCAAGCUGUGUUCUGUAGACCAGAAUAAGGACUAUGGUUUUUAGAGGUGUCCCCUCUGGAUCAUGGACUGAUAGAGACUGUCUUAGAAAAGGCCCUCAGAUUACAAAGCACAGGACAUAAGAGACUGUUUUUCUUUACAUUAUAGCCUUUUUAAUGUGCUAAUACUAAAGAUUGCACUGUAAAACCUUUAAAACUUUUUCUACUGAUUUAUGUGGAUGAAUGUAUGUGAGAAACCAAAGGUGUCGAUAGUUUCGAUCACUUCUUCUUCUUUACGUGGACUGCCUGUGUAAAGUCACAUUCUGUCCACCACACAUGGCUUCUCAGACAGAUGUUAAACGACUGCAGAUGAUGUCAUCAUGGCUGCAGAUUACUUCACGUGUGAAACGUUUCAUACAAGAAUGCUUUAAUCAUUGGCUCCCUCUGGUGGUAAAGACAACACAUUGCAGGUGGAUGCAUUAAACAGUUAUGUUGACUUGAUGGA
Messenger RNA from Sphaeramia orbicularis (orbiculate cardinalfish), 2331 nucleotides. Its product is annotated as serine protease 23. Gene Ontology annotation, molecular function: serine-type endopeptidase activity. The record is from RefSeq and is a predicted model, not a curated record. Bases 364 to 1572 code for a protein of 402 amino acids. NCBI's taxonomy places the organism in Eukaryota, Metazoa, Chordata, Actinopteri, Kurtiformes, Apogonidae. Gene Ontology annotation, biological process: proteolysis. The transcript is spliced from 2 exons.